GCGGGCGGCGCAUGCGCAGGGUGUCAUGUGGCGGGCGGCGCGCGCGGCGGAGUCGGGAGCGCGCACGGUAACGGCCCCGCCCACCGGCCGGGAGCACACUGGAACUGCCCCUUUUCAGCCAUGACCGACCCAGAGCUCGUUCUCUGCAAGUGGAAGAGGCGUUUGUGGCCAGCCAAGGUUUUGUGCAAACCUGGAGUCGCUGGGAGCGCUCGUGUGACCACCGGGAAGAAGAUGGGUUUUAAAGCUGAAAUACUGGGCUUGGAGAAGCAGGUCAGUGUGAGCUCUGCAAACGCUGUUCCCCUGACAGAGGAGCGGAUCAAGGCCAUUGCCUCCAGCCUGGAGCAAAAGAACAACGUGAGUGAGGCCGUGGAGGAGCUGCAGUAUCGCUGUUCCCUUAAAAUCGCCCUGGAUAUCCUCGGUCAGACUGAGCCGGGCAGGCAGGAGCCACCUGCAGAGGGGCCAAAUCCUGAGUUAUCCGGGGCCAGCAGCGUGGGAUCCUCCCCAGCCCCUCCCUCCCGCAGAUUGUUGCGCUCUCGCUCUACAAAGUUGCAGCCCGAGGCUGCCAAGGGUGGAAGGAAACAGGAAAGAAAGUGUAACCCGAGGAAGGGCAGCAGGACACAGACCCAGGGAGGCUCUGCCCUUGCAGGGGGGAGUGCCAGGGCUCGUGGGGCUGCAACCAGCCCUGCCAAGGACCGUGGGGAUGGAGUGAACCCCUCCAGAUGCGGCCCCAGGGACUCGAGCCACGCCCCAGCCCCUGCCAGGCACAGCUGCAAAGCACCACGGCCAAAAUCAUCACCACGAUCAUCCCCACGACAGAGGAAACCCCCCCCCAGAGCAGGGAGCAAAGUGUCCCCCAAGGCAAAGGAGGGGAGAAGUCAGCAAGGAAGGAAAAGGUCGUGUGAGGAUGAUUCCCCCCAGGAUCAAGCACAGCUGCCCCCUGAGGAGGGGCCUCUGCCUGUCCCCUCUAAAUCUGGCACCGUGGAACCUGCCCAAAGGACUGGAACCCAACCUGGAAGGACGUGCCUGGAUUCCUCUUGUGAAAGUGCCUCGGAUGAGCUGGAGAAAAGCAUCAGCAGUGAGAGUGAGAGCCUGACAAAGCAGCUGGAUGGAAGGAGAAAGGCAGAGGGUGGAAAACAGCUGGAUGGGGCAGGUGUGGCCUCAGGCAGAGAUAGGAAAUGCAGGAACCGCUCUGGAUCCUCACCUGGGCCUUCUGGUGCCUCCCCUCAGGCCCAAGAGCAGGAAAACAAGGAUCCCUCACAUCUGGCUGGGAAUAAAGCAAAGCCUGACUCUGAGGAGGAUGAAGGGCUGGAUCCCUCUGGGAUGUCUCCAAGGGGGGUUUCCUCGGAGAGCUUCCCUCCACUCUCACCUGUGGUAGAUGAAGAGGAGGAGGAUUUUCCCUGUGUUCUGUCCUGCCAAGUGCCCCAGUCCAUCGAGGAGGGGAUGCUGGUGUGGUGCAAGCUCCGGCGGUAUCCCUACUGGCCAGCAGUGGUGAAAGCAGUGAAGCGGAAGCACCGGAGGGCCUGUGUGCUCUUCAUAGACGGGACCACAAACGAGAAAAAAAAAGGUUUCUCGGUGUCCCUGAAGAGCCUGAAGCACUUUGACUGUGAAGAGAAGCAGGAGCUCAUUGAACGAGCCAAGGAGAACUAUCCCCAGGAGAUCGAGUGGUGCCUCCAGCUGAUCCGGGACUACUGGGUCCGAGUGGGUUGUCAUUCCUUCACCGGCUCCUUCCUGGAGUAUUUUGCUGCCGACAUCAGCUACCCAGUGAGGAAACAGGGACAGCAGAGUGAGGUGGAAAUGACCUUCCCCGACACGGAAGAGGAGGAUCUUGAAGAGUCUCCCUUGGAAAAUUCCCCCCAGAAGCCCCUGAGGAGGCUCCUUCCAGACAGGAGCAGAGCAGCCAGGGACAGGGAGAACAAAAAACUCGUGGAAUUCAUAGUGAAAACAAAAGGGGCGGAAGAACAUCUCCUGGGGAUCCUGAAAAGCGGGAAAAAAUCCCGCUGGCUGAAGAAAUUCCUGAACUCCUACUGGUACGUGACCCGUGUGGAGACUUACCUGGAGGAUGAGGAGCAGCUGGAGCUGGUGUUUGACUACCUGAAGGAAGUCUACAGGGAGAUGGACACCACCAACCUGCGCCAGAUCCUGGGGGACGGCAUCAAGUUCAUCUCGGACGUGCUGCUGCCCGAGGCCAUUAUCUACGCCAUUGCUGCUGUGUAUGACAUCGACUAUGAGAAGGCAGAAGAGAAGUACAUUAAAGGACCACCUGUGACCAAAAGGGAGAGGGAGUUAUUCGAUGAACAAAUCCGGGCAUGGAAGAAGCUCAAGUCGACCCUGGAGCCUGAGGAGAGCUGAGGGGCGCUGGCCCCCAGGGCUGUGAACAGCCAGUGGUGAUUUGUAUAAACGUGCAAUUCUUUUUGGAGUCCCUGUGUGUGCCCCCUCAACCCCCCCAAAAGCUGCUCUGGUGUCAGCCCUCCUGCUUCCCGUGGCCUCAGCGUGGCCUCGCCGUGCCAGCCGCCCGAACACGCCGCCAGCCCCGUCCCCAGUGCCCUCCCCGGGGCCUGCAGAGCCUCCUGCCCUAACCCCACCUUCCCUGGGGGUUGUUCCAGCCCCCCGUGAGCCCCAGGCAGGGCUGUCCUGGGGAAGCAGGGCCUGGUCCCUGUGCCUGGCGGCCUUCCCGGUGGGAAACGCUCCCGGCGGGGUCACUGCUCCUGCUCCCCGUGCCUCCCGAGUGUGGGAAAUAAAGUCGGUGCCCAGUGCUGCAGUCUGA
Molecule: messenger RNA, 2764 nt
Organism: Myiozetetes cayanensis
Lineage: Eukaryota; Metazoa; Chordata; Aves; Passeriformes; Tyrannidae
Gene: PWWP3A
Product: PWWP domain containing 3A, DNA repair factor
Exons: 14
Coding region: 121-2349 (742 amino acids)
Source: RefSeq, a predicted model, not a curated record